AUGGUGGACUACUACGAGGUGCUGGGCGUGCCGCGGCACGCGUCGUCCGAGGCCAUCAGGAAGGCGUACCGCAAGCUGGCGCUCAAGUGGCACCCGGACAAGAACCCCGACAACAAGGAAGACGCGGAGCGGCGCUUCAAGCAGGUGGCCGAGGCCUACGAGGUGCUGUCGGAUACCCAGAAGCGCGACGUGUACGACCGCUGCGGCCGGGCCGGGCUGGAGGGCUGCGGCGCGGGCGGCGGGCCCUGCGAGGACAGCUUCCAGUUCGUCUUCACCUUCCGCGACCCCGCCGACGUCUUCAGGGACUUCUUCGGCGGCCGGGACCCGGUCUCCUUCGACUUCUUUGCGGACCCGCUGGAGAACCUUCUCGGGAGUCGGAGGGGUUCCCGGGGCAGCCGAAGCAGAGGGUCGGGCCCGCUCUUCGCCUCCAUGGGCGAAUUUCCAGCCUUUGGGGGCGGGUUUUCUGCCUUCGAUACAGGAUUCACCACCUUCGGUUCCCUGGGAAACGGAAGCCUUUCCUCCUUCUCGGUGUCCGGUGGCGGCGGCGUAGGCACCUUCAAGUCUGUGUCCACCUCCACCGAGAUGGUUAACGGCAGAAAGAUCACCACCCGAAGGAUCGUGGAGAAUGGGCAGGAACGGGUGGAAGUGGAGGAAGACGGAGAGCUCAAGUCGCUGAUUAUAAAUGGCAAAGAGCAGUUGCUACACAUCGACACCCAGUAGUCUGAGUCACCUGACAGCCGAACGCGUGUUUCAGCAAGUAACGGGACCUUUGAAACAGUUGUGGGCCAACUCUACUCCGACAACAGCUGUCCCCCAGGAUUUAUAAACGGCUCCUUCCUAUGCCUGCUUUGUUGUUAUUGUGGGGGGCCA
Ochotona curzoniae (black-lipped pika) is the source of this 870-nucleotide messenger RNA. RefSeq names its product DnaJ heat shock protein family (Hsp40) member B3 (gene DNAJB3). The record is from RefSeq and is a predicted model, not a curated record. Lineage: Eukaryota; Metazoa; Chordata; Mammalia; Lagomorpha; Ochotonidae. Gene Ontology annotation, biological process: positive regulation of proteasomal ubiquitin-dependent protein catabolic process; protein refolding. Gene Ontology annotation, molecular function: ATPase activator activity; Hsp70 protein binding. The transcript has a single exon. Gene Ontology annotation, cellular component: endoplasmic reticulum membrane; cytosol. The coding region runs from base 1 to 720 and encodes 239 amino acids.